This is a messenger RNA of Henningerozyma blattae CBS 6284, 2691 nucleotides long. It is a transcript of the gene DUG2, whose product is annotated as glutamine amidotransferase subunit DUG2. The transcript has a single exon. The record is from RefSeq and is a predicted model, not a curated record. NCBI's taxonomy places the organism in Eukaryota, Fungi, Ascomycota, Saccharomycetes, Saccharomycetales, Saccharomycetaceae. Bases 1 to 2691 code for a protein of 896 amino acids. Gene Ontology annotation, molecular function: peptidase activity; protein binding. Gene Ontology annotation, biological process: glutathione catabolic process; proteolysis.
AUGCAAUUAAUUAAUCCUGUUUUCUUAAAUAAAUGGAACCAUGAAUAUUCCAUUUUAUCACUAGUUGCAUAUCCUAAAAAGAGAUUAUUAUUUGCAGGUACUCAAGAUUCAAAAAUCUUGGUAUUCAAUCUUUACACCUACAAUUUAAUCAAAACUAUUCAGUUGGGUCAAUCUUUGGAAACUAAUAUUAGCUCAAGUGUUCUUUAUUUGACUAGUUCGGAAGAUGAAAAUUACUUGUUUUCAGCUAGUGCAGACUCUUUAGUAAGAGUUUGGUCAAUUGGAAAUGAAAAUGUAAGUAACGGUAGUUCAGUUACAAUUCAAGACUUAGCUACUAUAUAUUCUAUUACAGAUAUUGGUGACAUUUUCUCAUUACGUUAUUUAGACUCAUUAGACACGUUAGUUUUGGGUUGCCAAGAUGCAAGUUUACUUUACUUAGAUAAGACUAUUGAAAGAAUUAAAAAUAAAAACUCAGCGACCUUAGAAACUGAUUGGAAUAAGUUACCCCACAGAAGAUAUGAUAAGUUUUUCGACUCCAAAGGUCCAACAGGUACAUCAAAUCCAACAUCCAUGGAAUCUUUAUCAACAUCAAUAACUUCUGCAACUAAUUGCAUUAUUGAAAUUCCCGCUGAAAAUAUCAUUAAAUAUGCACAUAAUGGUUUCAUUUAUUCAAUUUGUAAAUUAGACAGCAAUAGCAAUAGAUUAUUAAAUGAAUUACAUAUUCAUGAUACAAAUAUUUCUGAUAAAAGUUCUGUUUCAAAAUUAUAUAAGAAUUGUGAACAUAUCAUUACUGGUGGUGGUGAUGGGCUCAGUAAAAUAUGGAUGUUUUAUAGAGGUCUUAAUGGCAAUAUUAAAUUACAGUUACAGCAUGAAGGUAUGGAUAAUAAAGAUUGUGUUCUAUCCCAGGCAAUUGAAUUUCCCUUUUUAUAUUGUGGUUUGAUUGAUGGUUAUAUAAAGAUAUGGGAUUUAAAUACAAAACAGUUAAUCUCUGCCUUAGCUACCAAUGAAAAAUCAGAUAUAAUUUCAAUAUCUGUAUAUAAAGAUCAUAUAUUUGCCAUUAAUGAAUCAGGUAUUACAUUAUUCCAUGACAAUAUGACUUGGUUUUGGAAUCCAAACCAAGGUAAAGUAUUUACCUCGGAUAUUAUGGAGCAAAAUAAAAGUAACAAUUCAUAUUAUAAAUCAAUGAAUCUACUCACAGGUGGUGAUGAUGGUUCAUUGACAAUAUGGAACUUAGAUGAUUGUUUACAUGAAAAUCCAUACGGGCCAGGUAUACAUCAACCAUCUUGUAAUCCUAUGCAUACUACUCCAUCUGGGUGUUCAAUGUCUUGGACUCAUUAUCAGCCUGCUAAAUUAGAUACAGAAGAUAUGAUCAGGACUCUUAAGGAGCUUGUUGCAUUUAAAACUGUCUCCCAAUUUAAAGACACUUCUCAGUUAUUAGCUUCCAGAAGGUGUGCAGUACACAUUCAACAAUUAUGCGUUAACAUGGGUGCAGAAAAGACACAGUUGAUACCGACAGAAGAUGGUAAAAAUCCCUUAGUAUUCGCUCAUUUCAAAAGUAAUAGUGUUUGUAAAGAAGCUAAAGAGGAAAAGAGAAAAAAAAUUAUCUGGUAUGGUCAUUAUGAUGUAAUUUCAGCUGGUGAUCCGGAUCUAUGGAAAACUGCUCCAUUCGAAUUGACAUGUGAAGAUGGUUAUAUGAAAGGCCGUGGGGUUAGUGAUAAUAAAGGACCUAUAGUAGCUGCUAUAUACAGUGUAGCUACUCUUUUUCAGCAAAAUAAUCUAGCAAAUGAUGUGUAUUUCUUAAUUGAAGGCAAUGAGGAAACUGGUUCUCAAGGUUUAAAGAUGGCAUGUGAAAAGCUUCAAUCAUUGAUUGGUGAUGAAGUUGAUUGGAUUCUUUUAAGUAAUUCUACGUGGAUUGACAGAAAACAUCCAUGUAUGAAUUAUGGUUUAAGAGGUGUAAUCAAUGCCAAGAUAACUGUGACUAGUGAUGAACCAAAUAGGCAUUCCGGUGUUGAUGGUGGUGUACACGUAGAGCCUGCUGCUGAUCUGAUUUAUGUAAUUUCAAAAUUGCGUAAUGAGAAUAAUCUAAUUUCUAUUCCAAACUUCUAUGAUUCAUUAAAGCCUUUAAGUUCUGUAGAACAAGAUAGAAUGAAGCAAAUAUUGGAAAUAGCAGAUUUUGAAAAAAAUGUUACCCUAUCUGAAAUUGUUACAAGAUGGACUAAACCAUCCUUAUCUAUCACAACACUAGAAAUGAGUGGUCCUGGUAAUAUCACGGUUAUUCCAAAAUCUGCAUCAAUAGGUGUCUCAAUCAGAUUAGUACCUGAGCAAUCUAUGGAUUCUGUAAAAGAAAACUUUGUGAAAUUUCUAGAAGAUAGUUUUAAAUCUCUUAAUUCACCUAAUCAUCUCAAAAUAUACAUUGUCAAUGAAGCAGACGCUUGGCUAGGUGACCCAACAAAUCAUGCUUAUUCGAUUAUUAGUAAAGAAAUUGAAAACACUUGGAACAUUGAACCGCUUUUUGUUCGCGAGGGUGGAUCUAUUCCAUGUAUAAGAACAUUAGAGAAGUUGUUCAAGGCUCCUGCUGUUCAAAUACCAUGUGGUCAAUCUACCGAUAAUGCUCAUUUGGAUAAUGAAAAUUUACGCAUAAAAAACUUCACCCAAAUGGCAAAGAUUCUAUCAAGCAUUUUAAAUAAGUUGUGA